AUGAGUUUGGAUGAGCGAUUGAUAUUGGUGCUACAGUCUUUUAGUAGAGGUGGUGCUUCAAAGGAAGAGCAGGAGUAUACAGCAGAGCUGUUGAUUGCUGCUACAGAGGAGGUGGAUCAGAAUCGAGAGUGUCUUGUCGAGACAAUUAUUGAGGUGUUAAAGGAGACGGACUUUGUAGACACAAGUCAAUUACAGCCGAUUGCAGAGCAAGUUGCUAGUGUUGUGCUUGGUAGUGAAGACGACGAUAAUGAACAAAAGCACGAGGAGUUUAUUCGGAGUAUACGCAAAGAACGUUUAGAAUCGCAACUUGCUAUUGGCAAGAGUUGUCUUGUCGUGCUUGAAGAGGAUGAAGCUUGGCACCCAGCAAGAAUUACUAGUCAUAUUGACGAAAAUGAUGAGGAUCUUGUCGGCAACGACCGUCCGAUAAAAUUGGAAAUAGAGUUUAUUGAGUUCGGCAAGAAACAGAUUGUUCGAGAGGAUGAAAUUGUGUUGGAUGAAGACGUUGCUGAUAGUGAAGAUUCUGGAAAUUCCAAAGGUUUAUGUGAAAUGUGUGAGCGACCAACGAAACUGACAGCACACCACGUCAUACCGCGAGUUACUCAUGCGAAAUAUCUCCGUAAAGGGUAUACAAAAGAAUUUUUAAAUUUCUGUAUCAUGAUUUGUCGUCAAUGUCACAGCAAAAUCCACGCAGUUGAGGACAACAAGACACUAGCACGUGAGUACAAUACGCUUGAAAAAAUUAUGCAACACCCAGAAAUCAUCGCCUGGGUCGCGUAUGCUAGAAAACAAAAAGCACGAGUUAUCCCAAGGAAGAAAAGUAAGUGGCCUGUAGGUAAGUGA
Molecule: messenger RNA, 840 nt
Organism: Plasmopara halstedii
Lineage: Eukaryota; Oomycota; Peronosporomycetes; Peronosporales; Peronosporaceae
Exons: 1
Coding region: 1-840 (279 amino acids)
Molecular function (GO): zinc ion binding; nucleic acid binding; endonuclease activity
Source: RefSeq, a predicted model, not a curated record